CUUUUCUACAUUCACCACGCCAGAAAUUUUUGACCAAAUGCACCUACUCAACCGUUGCCUUUGUUUCUUGCGGCACCAACAGUUGCAAAUGCGAGUUCGUCAUCUAACCUCCCGGAACCGUUAUCCAGAUUCCUUGCCGCCGAUAGCAUCUUUGAAAGAAGCAUCAAUAAAUUAGUAGAAGUUCAUGUCCCCCUAGCGUGGAGAAAAGCAGAAGAAUUAACCCGCAAUACUGCUCACUAGAGUGUUAAGAACCCCGGUUCAGUUAUUUUUGCGGUUGUUGGGACUGGGGGUGCUACGGCUGUUGCUGCUCCAAGCAUAGUAUCUGCGUCGAUACUAUCUUCACUAGGGUUUGGUGCUACCGGAGUCAAGGGUUGUAAAUGUUGAGAUAUUUACAGAUACCUGUCUUUCCAAGUCUAAUAGGGAUUUAAAUGAGUCUAGGCUCGCUCGCUGCUGCCAUACACAGUAUCAUCGGGAACGUCGGAGCUAAAAGCUUGUUCGCAGUUGGUCAGAGUGCUGGAACCGGUGGCACUGGGCUCUCUAUCAUGAAUGCAGUUAUACAGGCUGGAGGUGCUGUUGCAGUUGUUGUUAGCGGUGGAGUAGCAGGGUUUAAGUCGAUUUGUAACUGAGGCCAGUAUUUACGCUGAAGUUCGUUCAGUGAGUACUACGGAGCUGUGGGCAGUUAACAUCCAUGUUUUAAUGAAUCCUAUCUCUGCUGCAACCGAUUAGAUAUCACGGC
Aspergillus ruber CBS 135680 is the source of this 736-nucleotide messenger RNA. RefSeq lists its product as uncharacterized. Lineage: Eukaryota; Fungi; Ascomycota; Eurotiomycetes; Eurotiales; Aspergillaceae. The annotation marks the transcript as partial. The transcript has 2 exons. The record is from RefSeq and is a predicted model, not a curated record.